UCGAUUUCACUCCGCGUCAGUUUCGUGUUUUUUCACAAUUUGCCAAUUUGUUGUUCCCCCGUGGGCAUUUUUCCGAAGUAUCUAACAUGUCGACCAUCGUUGCUGACCCAUCCGUUCUUACAAAAGAUCGCCUGAAAUCAGACCUACAGUCGCACAACAUUCCUCUCCCUUCUGGGGACGCAAGAAAAGAUGCCUAUGUGAAGCUGUAUUUAAAACACCUGACCCCGUUGAUAGCAAAGAAACACAGGGAUUCUCCUAAGAGAUCUGAAUUUUCCAGCGAUGAGGAAAGUACACCGCGGGUUAGAGGCGAACGGAAGAAAACUACCAAAAAAAGUAGCAGUAGCAGAGUAAUUAGUAGAGAUGACAUUGAAAUUGAGAAAGAUGUCGCUAAUUUAUCUGAUACAGAGUUAGCCAGUGCUCUCCAGGAGCUGGGAGCUACCAUUGGACCUAUUACUGCUACCACCCGUAGUGUAUAUGAGCGUAAACUGAUAAAACUAAGAUCAGGUCAAACUCAAAUAGAGCAGGAUGAAGAAUCAGAUGACUACAGUGACAGUGAUGAAGAUGUUCCGAAUGUUGUGCAGUUAAUGCUCAAAGCACAACAUGAUUGCAAAGAGUGGAUCUUCUUUGUGGAACAAAGUCCUGUGCACGUCUAUGAUGAGUUUAACUACAAUUGCUAUAUUGGCAGAGCUCAGAAAGUAGGUGGCUAUAAUGGCAGAGCUCUGAAUAGAGGUGGGUAUAUUGGCAGAGCACUGGGUAGAGGUGGCUAUAUUGACAGAGAUCUGAAUAGAGGUGGUUAUAUUGGCAGAGCUCAGAAAGUAGGUGGUUAUAUUGGCAGAGCUCAGAAAGUAGGUGGUUAUAUUGGCAGAGCUCAGAAAGUAGGUGGUUAUAUUGGCAGAGCUCAGAAAGUAGGUGGCUAUAUUGGCAGAGCUCAGAAAGUAGAUUGCUAUAUUGGCAGAGCUCAGAAAGUAGUGGUUAUAUUGGCAGAGCUCAGAAAGUAG
Molecule: messenger RNA, 998 nt
Organism: Saccoglossus kowalevskii
Lineage: Eukaryota; Metazoa; Hemichordata; Enteropneusta; Harrimaniidae
Molecular function (GO): DNA binding
Source: RefSeq, a predicted model, not a curated record